Molecule: messenger RNA, 4296 nt
Organism: Brassica napus (rape)
Lineage: Eukaryota; Viridiplantae; Streptophyta; Magnoliopsida; Brassicales; Brassicaceae
Product: protein TIC 214-like
Exons: 1
Coding region: 1-1356 (451 amino acids)
Source: RefSeq, a predicted model, not a curated record
AUGUCUACAGGCCUAGAAAAUUUUUUAAUCUCUUGUUUUCUAGAAAAAUAUAAUAUUCGCAGUAUAGGGGAAAUUUUGCAUAGAAAAUAUUUGGAUUGGAGAAUUCUCAACUUUUGGUUUAGAAAAAAAGUAAAUAUUGAGCUUGAUACUAGGAGUAAAAAAAAAUAUAUUAAAACUAAAGUUAAGAAUUAUAAAAGAAUUUAUAAAAUAACUAAGACGAGUCUUGCCAAUCAAAAAAUAAAUUUUUUUGAUUGGAUGGGAAUGAAUGAAGAAAUACUAAAUCCUCGUAUAACAAAUUUUGACUUUUUUUUCUUUCCAGAAUUUUUCUUAUUUUCUAGUACAUAUAAAAUGAAACCGUGGGUCAUACCAAUUAAAUCACUUCUUUUCAAUUUUAAUGAAACAAAAAAUGUGAAUAAACAGAUCACCCUAAAGAAAAAAGGUUUUAUACCAUCAAACGAAAAAAAAUUCCUUCGGUUUUUUAAUCUAAAUAAAGAAGAAAACGAAUCAGCAGGUCAAGAAGAGUUUGAAUCAGAUAAAGAAACAAAAAUAAAUACGGAAUCAGCUCUAUCAAAGCAAGAAAAAAAUAUUGAAGAAAAUUAUACAGAAUCGAAGAUAAAAAAACGUAAAAAUAAAAAAAAACCAAAAAGCAAUACCGAAGCGGAACUUGACUUAUUUCUCAAAAGGUAUUCGCGUUUUCAAUUGCGAUGGAAUUGUUUUUUUAAUCAAAAAAUCCUCAAUAAUGUAAAAGCAUACUGUCUCUUGGUUAGACUAAAAAAUCCAACCGAGAUAACGAUAUCUUGUAUUGAAAGAGGAGAGAUGAGCUUAGAUAUUCUAAUGAUUGAGAAGAAUUUCACUUUUUCAAAAUUAAUGAAAAAAGGAAUAUUGAUUGUUGAACCUGUUCGUUUGUCUGUAAAAAACGACGGCCAACUUAUUAUAUAUAGAACCAUCGGGAUUUCAUUGGUUCAUAAAAAUAAACAAAAAAUAAGUAAAAGAUCAAAAAAAAAAAGCUAUAUUUAUAAAAAAAAAAGUUUAAAUUUCUUUGUCCCUGAAACUAUUCUAUCCCCUAAACGACGUAAAGAAUUUCGAAUUCUAAUUUGUUUCAAUUUAAAAAAAAAAAAUGCAAGGGAUAGAAAUUCAAAAUUUGAUACAAAUAUUCAAAACUUGACCACAGUUUUGAAUAAAAAGAAAGAUCUUGAUAAGGAUAAAAAAAACCUAAUUAAAUUAAAAUCCUUUCUUUGGCCCAAUUUUCGAUUAGAAGAUUUAGCUUGUAUGAAUCGCUAUUGGUUUAAUACGACUAAUGGAAAUCAUUUCAGUAUGAUAAGAAUACACAUGUAUACGCGAUUUCAAAUGCAUUAAUGGUAGAUCCUUUUUACUAUAUUUUGACUAUAUAUAUAGUAUUAAGUUACGGUAUAUGAACAAUAUAUAAUAUAAGUUACGGUAUAUGAAAACAAUUGGAUGCACAAAUGUGAGGGAUUUUUUUUAAUUCAAUCUUUAUACAUGAGAUUCAUUGAAUUAAUGACAUAGAUACCACUCAGAGCGAAUUCAUAAAUAAAUUUUUAAAAUCCUCCUUUUUUAGAUCGAAAUUUAAACUUUUUUUUUAUAAAAUUAAGAAUUAAUAAGUUGAUAAUUAAAUUCGGAUCCUUGUACAAAAAAACUACCAUUAUUAUUACUGAUCAGUAAAAUUCAUAUCUUUCAAUUCAUAUUAAAAAGGGAAGGAUUUCUUUUUAUGAUAAAAAAUACAUUCAUUUCAUUUCAAGAAAAAAAAGAAGAAAGCAAGGGAUCUGUUGAAUUUCAAGUAGUCAGUUUCACUAAUAAGAUACGAAGACUUACUUCACAUUUGGAAUUGCACAGAAAAGAUUAUUUAUCUCAGAGAGGUCUACGAAAAAUUCUGGGAAAACGUCAACGACUGCUGGCUUAUUUGUCAAAAAAAAAUAGAGUACGUUAUAAAGAAUUAAUUAAUCAGUUGAAUAUUCGGGAAUUAAAAACUCGUUAAAUUCCAAAAUUGUGAAUUAGUUAAUUUUUUAGAUCUUGAAUUUUUGAAUAAACUUCUUUUUCAGCAAUCUAAUUCAUACCAGAACGAAUCAAGGAAAAACUUAUGAAGAGACCAGUUACAGGAAAAGAUCUUAUGAUAGUCAAUAUGGGACCUCACCACCCAUCCAUGCACGGUGUUCUUCGCUUAAUUGUUACUCUAGACGGUGAGGAUGUUGUUGAUUGUGAACCCAUAUUGGGUUAUUUACACAGAGGAAUGGAAAAAAUUGCAGAAAACCGAGCAAUUAUACAAUAUUUACCUUAUGUAACGCGGUGGGAUUAUUUAGCUACUAUGUUUACAGAAGCAAUAACAGUAAACGGACCCGAACAAUUAGGAAAUAUUCAAGUUCCUAAAAGAGCCAGCUAUAUCAGAGUAAUUAUGCUAGAAUUGAGUCGUAUAGCUUCUCAUCUGUUAUGGCUUGGCCCUUUUAUGGCAGAUAUUGGGGCACAGACUCCCUUUUUCUAUAUUUUCAGAGAACGAGAAUUUGUAUAUGAUCUAUUCGAAGCUGCCACCGGUAUGAGAAUGAUGCAUAAUUUUUUUCGUAUUGGAGGAAUAGCGGCGGAUUUACCUUAUGGUUGGAUAGAUAAAUGCUUGGAUUUUUGUGAUUAUUUUUUAACAGAGGUUGUUGAAUAUCAAAAACUUAUUACACGAAAUCCUAUUUUUUUAGAACGAGUUGAAGGCGUUGGGAUUAUUGGUGGGGAAGAAGCAAUAAAUUGGGGUUUAUCCGGACCAAUGUUACGCGCAUCCGGAAUACCAUGGGAUCUUCGUAAAGUUGAUCGUUAUGAGUCUUACGAUGAAUUUGAAUGGGAAAUUCAGUGGCAAAAACAAGGAGAUUCAUUAGCUCGUUAUUUAGUACGACUUAGCGAAAUGACAGAAUCCAUCAAAAUUAUUCAACAGGCUCUGGAAGGACUUCCGGGGGGUCCCUAUGAAAAUUUAGAAAGCAGAGGCUUUGAUAAAAAAAGGAAUCCAGAGUGGAAUGAUUUUGAAUAUCGAUUCAUUAGUAAAAAACCUUCCCCUACUUUUGAAUUAUCGAAACAAGAACUUUACGUAAGAGUUGAAGCUCCAAAAGGGGAAUUGGGAAUUUUUCUCAUAGGAGAUCAAAGUGGUUUUCCUUGGAGAUGGAAAAUCCGACCGCCGGGUUUUAUUAAUUUGCAAAUUCUUCCUGAACUAGUUAAAAGAAUGAAAUUGGCUGAUAUUAUGACGAUACUCGGUAGCAUAGAUAUAAUUAUGGGAGAAGUUGAUCGUUAAAAUGAUAAUUUAUGCAACAGAAGUACAAACAAUAAAUUCUUUUCUUAGAUUGGAAUCUUUAAAAGAGGUCUAUGGACUCAUAUGGAUAUUUGUCCCUAUAUUUUCUCUUGUAUUGGGAAUCAUAACUGGUGUACUAGUAAUUGUGUGGUUAGAAAGAGAAAUAUCUGCAGGGAUACAACAACGUAUUGGACCUGAAUACGCCGGCCCGUUAGGAAUUCUUCAAGCUUUAGCCGACGGGACAAAACUACUUUUCAAAGAAGAUCUUCGUCCAUCUAGAGGAAAUACUCCUUUAUUUAGUAUUGGACCAUCUAUAGCAGUUAUCUCUAUUUUACUAAGUUAUUCAGUAAUUCCUUUUAGCAAUCACCUUGUUUUAGCGGAUCUCAAUAUCGGUAUUUUUUUAUGGAUUGCCAUCUCAAGUGUUGCUCCGAUCGGACUUCUUAUGUCAGGAUAUGGAUCAAAUAAUAAAUAUUCUUUUUUAGGUGGUCUGCGAGCUGCUGCUCAAGCGAUUAGUUAUGAAAUACCAUUAACUCUAUGUGUUUUAUCAAUAUCUCUACGUGCGAUUCGUUGAAACAGAAAGGUUUAUUCCGUUUCUUCUAGAUAAAAAAAAAAUGAAAAAAAAAACGGAAUAUAUAUAUUUAUCUUUCGGGUUUAUCUUAAUAAAAGGAAUUUGAAUUUGAUAGUUAUAUAUGAGUGAAAAAAAACUGCUCAGAAAUUAGCAGUAAAAAGAAAAAUUAAGUCUCAUUUCCUAUGUACAAAGGUUAAAUGGAAAUAAACGUAAGCGUAAGAAUCGCUUUACCCCAAGGUUGGUUGAUUAGUCAGCCGGGCUUGAAGCGGGUUAAAAAAAAUAUUAACCGUAUGACGUUUUCACUAUCAGUUAUAUAAAUUACUAUACAUAUACAUAUAUUACAAAGUGAUCGGCAAUUAGGUAAAAACGCGUGGAUGGUUAGAAACACCAAAAUACACAAAGAAUUUGUAAUAGAGAUUAACCAAAUUGAAAAGGAUAUUUAUGCAUAACAUAA